Molecule: messenger RNA, 903 nt
Organism: Tetrahymena thermophila SB210
Lineage: Eukaryota; Ciliophora; Oligohymenophorea; Hymenostomatida; Tetrahymenidae
Exons: 1
Source: RefSeq, a predicted model, not a curated record
AUGAUGUAAAAUAUUAAUGAUAUAAAAGCUUAGCUCAUAAUGCUAGGAAACUCGUUUCAUGAAUUGAGGAAUAUAUUUGCUUAAUAAAAAUUGUAAUCUAUUCCAGAACUUCUUGCGAUUGACUUAAUUAGUGGUUAAAUAGAAGGAGGUCUUCGCAAAUAUGCUGCAAAAAUAAGUAAUCCUAUUGGACCUGUAAAAUAUGCAAAAGGAAAAGAGUAUUUAAAUAAUAUUUCAAGGCAGAUAAGCUUUUUCUAAAGGUGUCUUGAUUAAGACGCAAGCUAAAUUGGAUACAAAAUUCUACCAAAUGAUAUCAAAUAGUAAAUCCUACAAAACAUUCAACUUUAAAAAAAAAUCAUAGAGUUUGUGGAUUUUUUUAUUGAGUAAGCUUUUAGGUAAAAAAUAGGAGGAGUGUUAUAACUAAGGUAGCCAGGAGAUGAUUUUAAACAAAUGUAAAUAUACAAAAACUUAGAUUACACUCUAUAAAUUAAUAUCGAGCAAUGCUAUACCAAUCCUUGCAUAUCAAACUUAAUAAAUGCAGCUAAAUAAACGUGCAAUAAAGCACAUAAUAUAUAAAACACAAUCUGUUUUUAUUUAGAAGAAAACUCUGUGAAAGAAGAUGCAUAAGAAAUCAAUUAACUAGCAGGAAAGCUUGAAAAUUCGUUUAGAAGUAUUUUAAAUUCCUUUGGACAAGAAAAAGAUGACAUAAAGAAAAUAAAAGAUGUUAUUAAAAAAGAAAUUUAAAAAUGUUCCAACUAAUCAUAAAAAAUAAUAAACUUAUCGAAGAAGCUUUAAGUUUAAUAUUAAAAUGACAUGCAAUUGAUACAAAACCUCUGCGACUAAAUAAUAGUAUCUGUCAUCUUUUUUUCAGAGGUGCAAUAAUUAGAAAAUAUAAGUGUGCAUUGA